AUGAGCCUCACCACCGUGACCUCUGUACCACCUGCGAAGCGGACCCUCGGACAGAAACCUAGCAUUUGGGUGUCAAUCAACGAACUCAUUGCAAAGCACAAGCCACUCAAUCUCGGACAGGGGUUUCCUGACUUUCUGCCAACCGGUCACGUUCUGGAGAGCCUUGCCAAGGCAACCGAUGAUGCCUGCGACCCGUCUCUUCACAUGCUCACCCGCUGUCAGCGUUAUCUGGCGGCUGAUAACUCUUUUCCACCACAGGGUCAUCCCCGUUUGGUGAACGCACUUUCCAGAAUCUACACCCCCCUGACCCGUCACGACCCCUCGGUUAGCGGACCCUGCUCUCCAGACCUCCUCUCCGGCACCUUCGUCGGUCCGGAGCGUGUUAUUGAUGCUGAAAGGGAGAUUAUCAUCUCCCCUGGUGCCUAUGGCGCCCUUUGUGCCGCCUUCUUUGCCGUCGUCAACCCGGGCGACGAGGUCAUCAUCAUUGAGCCCGCCUUCGACUGCUACACCCCGAUGACUUUGGCAGUCGGUGGGAGGCCGGUGUACGUCCCUCUGCGUCCGCCGAAGUCUGUCGAAGGUUCGUGUUCGGCCAGUGACUGGAUUCUCGACUUCGAUGAACUGGAGUCAAAGGUGACCUCGAAGACCAAGGUUCUGGUCUUGAACACACCAAAUAACCCACUGGGAAAGGUGUUUAGUCUGGCGGAGUUGGAGAAGCUUGCUGACAUCUGCAUUCGCCACAACAUCGUUUGUUUCUCCGACGAAGUCUACGAAUGGAUUGUGUUUCCGCCGAGCGUGCACAUCAAAAUCGCUUCACUGCCUGGAAUGUGGGAGCGAACGCUGACAAUUGGCAGCGCUGGAAAGACCUUUAACGUGACGGGAUGGAAGAUUGGGUGGACAAUCGGGCCGGAGACGCUCAUCUCGGCCAUGGCGACAAUCCAGGCGACCACCGUCGAGGCCUGUCCGACGCCCAUGCAGGAAGCCCUUGCGACCUCCCUGGAGGUAGAAUUGCCCCUGUUGCACACGCCACAGUCGUACUUCUACGAGAUUACUCGAGAUGUCGCCAAAAAAACUGAGGUGCUUGCACAUGGCCUGGAAAGUGUUGGAAUGCAGCCCAUUUUGCCGCAAGGCGGUUACUUCCUGAUGGCGAAUAUUGAGAAGAUCCCCUUUCCCAUGACUGCUGCAGCACAUUCCGAGGGCAAACCCAGAGACGAGUUGUUCAACGAGUGGAUGAUGGAGAACAAGGAUGAGAAAACCCUCGAAAAGGCCAUCAGCAUUCUCCGAAACUGGUAA
Messenger RNA from Mesocestoides corti, 1290 nucleotides. The record is from the annotation of a GenBank genome assembly. NCBI's taxonomy places the organism in Eukaryota, Metazoa, Platyhelminthes, Cestoda, Cyclophyllidea, Mesocestoididae.